Messenger RNA from Penicillium argentinense, 1374 nucleotides. RefSeq lists its product as uncharacterized. The record is from RefSeq and is a predicted model, not a curated record. The transcript is spliced from 7 exons. The coding region runs from base 1 to 1374 and encodes 457 amino acids. Gene Ontology annotation, biological process: amino acid transmembrane transport. NCBI's taxonomy places the organism in Eukaryota, Fungi, Ascomycota, Eurotiomycetes, Eurotiales, Aspergillaceae. Gene Ontology annotation, cellular component: vacuolar membrane. Gene Ontology annotation, molecular function: amino acid transmembrane transporter activity.
AUGAACGUCCGCGAAGCCCCCCAGUCCGCGCCUCAGGACAUUGAGGUCUACAAUGAUACGACCGACGCGGAGAAGCAGUUCCAGAAGGAACCGGCUCCCGAGGAGGAUCCUUUUGGAAAUGAAGAAUCCGGGGAAGUCAAGUAUCGGGUGAUGAAGUGGUGGCAAGCCGGCAUGCUGAUGGUUGCUGAGAACAUCUCGCUUGGAAUUUUGUCUCUUCCAUCCGCUGUUGCCACUCUGGGAAUCGUCCCCUCCUUCCUGAUUCUUCUCGGACUGUCUGGCAUCUCAUGGUAUACCGGCUACAUCAUGGGCCAGUUCAAGCUGCGCCACCCCCAGGUGCACAGCAUGGGUGAUGCCGGCCAGCUGCUCCUGGGUCCGUUUGGACGGGAGCUGUUCUACUUUGGCCAGCUGCUGUUCAUCAUCUUCCUGAUGGCCAGUCACAUUCUUACCUUCUCUGUGCUGUUCAACACCAUCACCGACCAUGGUACCUGCACCAUCGUCUUCGGCGUUGUCGGCCUGGUUGUCUGCUGUAUCGCCGCUCUGCCCCGAACCUCCGGAAAGGUCUUCUACAUGUCCACCGUCUCUGCCAUCAGUAUCCUGGUUGCGACUGUCGUCACCAUGAUUGACAUUGGAGUCGAGGCUCCCGAAAAUGUUACGAAUGAAAUCACCACCAGCCCCACCUUUGUCGACGCUUUCCUGGCCGUCACCAAUAUCGUCUUCGCCUACAUUGCUCAUGUGUCCUUCUUCGGCAUCAUGUCGGAAAUGGAGGAUGCGCGCGAGUUCCCCAAGGCCCUUGCCAUGCUCCAGGUUGUCGAUACCAUCAUGUACAUCGUGACUGCCAUGGUUAUCUACUGCUAUGCCGGACCCUCCGUUAUGUCCCCGGCUCUGUCCUCGGCUGGUCCUUUGAUGAAGAAGGUUGCCUACGGCCUGGCCAUCCCAACUGUCGUUGUUGCUGGUGUGGUCUUCGGCCAUGUCGCCUGCAAGUAUAUCUAUGUCCGUAUCUUCCGUGGCGAGCGUUCGCACCACAUGCACCAGAACAGCCCCUUGGCUCUGGGUACCUGGGUGGCCAUCGGUCUGAGCACCUGGACUAUUGCCUGGAUCAUUGCCGAGUCGAUUCCCGUUUUCAAUGAUCUGUUGAGUCUUAUUAGCGCCCUUUUCGGUAGCUGGUUUAGCUAUGGCCUCCCCGCAUUGUUCUGGAUCGUCAUGAACAAGGGUCAACUUUUUGACAACUGGAAGAAGAUCACCCUCCUGAUCGUCAACCUCAUUAUCCUUGGAAUUGCCUGUGCCAUCUGCGGUCUUGGACUGUAUGUCUCGGGCAAGUCCAUCAACGAAAGCUCGUCGACCGCCACCUGGACCUGCGCUAACAACGCCACCUAA